Molecule: messenger RNA, 3012 nt
Organism: Seriola aureovittata
Lineage: Eukaryota; Metazoa; Chordata; Actinopteri; Carangiformes; Carangidae
Gene: slc67a1
Product: solute carrier family 22 member 18
Exons: 10
Coding region: 1335-2591 (418 amino acids)
Biological process (GO): transmembrane transport
Molecular function (GO): transmembrane transporter activity
Source: RefSeq, a predicted model, not a curated record
ACACACACACACACACAACAGAGUGGAUAUCGGACUAGAUGAUGGAACAUACUUCCGGGAGGAGGUCGCUCACAGACUUCAAAAUAAGAACCCUAAAAUUAAAUUUUUUUCAAAUUUUAAGUUAUGAUAACUGUGCUCAAGCCAGCUUGAAAGACUACACAGUAAAACUACUUAAAAGUAUUUUUGCAUGUCAUAUAAGAAGUUUAAAGUCCAAAAAUCUCAUGCUCAUGACUGGAAGAAAUGUUUCUUUAUUUUUAUUUUUUUAUCCCGAAUCAGAUUUAGGCAAAAAUUAUUGUUUUUGUUAUCUGGAAGAGACUUUGAUUUCGGAUUGCUUAAAAAAACCUACACAGUAAAAGUACUUCAUUAAAAUUAAAUAUUGGAAACGAAACACCACGUCAUCUUUUACUUUGAAAUCCGGAAGUACUUCAUGGUGGGACCUGUAGUAGCUCGCUCUGGUCGAGUAUAUUAUACUAUAUACGAAACGAAAUUUCAUUUUGAUUCGAUUCCGCAAAUAAUUAAUGUGAAAGUAUUCCAGUAACAUCUGUCCAACACACGUGAGAUCGUAUUUAAAAGUCAUUUCCAGCAGCUCCCCAGAGCUGUGUCACUGCGACUACCGUAAACAUUUGAUCAGUCACACACUGACCACGGAAACACGAAUGACGGCGUAAUUAACCCCGACAAAUUAGAACUACCUCUACUUCCUUCACGUUUUGUGUAUUUUUUGUUUUCUGCCAUUAUGUUCAAAAACUAUAUAUUGUCGAUUAAUCCAUUAUGUCUUUGGUCCUUAAUGGACAAAAUACUCUGCAGAUUAAUCGAGAUUGAAAAUAUUUGUUCGUUGCAGCCCCAAGUUUCACCCCAAACCAAAACCAAAAAUGAGCGAGUAUCUCAUGACAGGUUUUAAGGUACGACCUCAGCAGGAGACUUGAACGCAUCGGUGCGGAAAACUUCAACAUUCUCAGUGGGAUUUUCUCUGAGGAACGUUCAUGUUCGCUCGUUUUUCCGGUGUUUUGGACAGGCGUUGGUCUCACGGUUAGGUCUAAAUGUCCCGGUGAACAAUGCUUAAGCCAAACACUUCAGUUUUCCCAUUAUGGAUUAUAUUUUGUCGUAACUAGCUAACGUUAACAUCUACCUCGUAACCCCUCCUCGUCGCUUGUCUGCUCCAAAGUGCAACCGGCGUUAGGUUUUCUUGUUUAUGUAAAAGUUCACCAGGUUAAAGGGUAUUUUACCGGACUUCGGGUUUAGUCACGACUUCCACAGACUGUUACUUUCUGUCACACAGUGCGGCUACAUUAACGUUGCCGAAGGCUUUACGUGUGAUUUCUACGAGCGUCGACAUGAGUCAAAGAGGUGAAACGAGCGAAGGAGCCCCCGGAGCAGCAGCAGACCAACAGAAGAAGAAGAUGAAAACCAUUUACAUCGUUUACCUCAUCGCUGCUCUGGAUAUAACAUGGAUGUUUUUGCAGUUUUCUGUUACCCCUUAUUUGGCAAAGAAACUCGGCUUCGACACUUUGUGGUUUGGUUAUUUGCAAACCAUGGUGGGCAUCAUUCAGCUGCUCGGGGGUCCUAUGUUUGGAAGGUUUGCAGAUCUCUUCGGGGCACGAGUGGCUUUGUCUCUGGCCUGUGCUUCAAGUAUUGUUUUCUUUCUGCUGUUGGCCAUAGCAGACCAUCCUGCCAUGCUGUUCAUCCACAAAAUCCCCACAGUCUUCAUGCAUGUCCUACCUGCGUCUCAGAUGGUUGUUACAGACCUUUCAGAACCUGAGAAACGUGCAGAUGCUUUAUCAAAACUAGGUCUGUGUUUUGGUGUCGGUAUGAUCGCUGGCUCCACGUUGGGCGGACAUCUUAACACACGCUACGGGGAGGCAUUUACCGCAUGUUUUGGUGCUGUGGGGAGUGCCUUCAGUUUACUGUUGGUUUUAAAGUUUAUCCCAAAAACUACUAAAGCUCAAACUCCAAGAGCCAACACAGAAAGUGAGAACAAAAGAAAGUCAAUAUUCAACGUGGGCGAGAUCACAAGACUGACGAAGUUUCCAGGUGUGACUGCAACUUUUCUUGUGAAGAUAGUCGCAGGCUUGCCGUCAGGCAUUUUUCAAGUGAUGUUUUCCAUCAUCGCGCUGGACAUCUUCAAGCUGCAACCUGAGCAGAAUGGCUAUCUGAUGGCCUACUUUGGCAUCGUCCAAAUGGUUGUUCAGGGAGGAGUGAUCGGUCGACUUACGGCGAGAUACUCCGAGAGCUCGCUGCUGCUUCUGUCCAUCGGAGUUUCUUCUUUGGUGGGACUGGCUCAGGCCUACAUGCAGAAUGUGUUCCACUUCUGCCUCACCGUCAUCCCCAUGAUGUUUUCUCUCAGUGUGUUUAAUGUGAUCACAGACAGCAUGCUCACCAAGAGCGUACCGUCCUCGGACACAGGCACAAUGCUGGGGCUGUGUUCAUCCGUUCAGUCUCUGCUUCGCACGGUUGGCCCGACUGCUGGCGGCUUCCUGUAUGUGAACUAUGGCGUUUCUUCUUUAGGCCUAAUCCAGUUUGUUGUGAAUAUUGCUGUGUUUGUUUAUCUGCUGCUGCGUCGGCCAAAGAAGUUGGCCGAGCAGAAGGAAUGAAAUCACUUAGUUUUUUGAAAAUCUCCAAAAAGCCUUACAGAGGAAAUCAGUAUUUGAUUUUAGGAACUAUUAUUUCUACAAUUGCACAUACUCGUCGUUUACAUGACGCGAUAAGGCCAACACUUCAGCAUUUUCACUGUGUUUCUCAGGCAGAAAAAAACCACUAGAUGGCAGCAAAGCCCUCAUUUCACCUGAGCAGAGUUUUAUUUUCCAGGGUUGAUCAUUCACACUAACAUCACAGAUACAGAUUCCAGUCAUUUUGUUGAUACAGAGAUUUUAUUAUACAUCAUAAAAAAUAUCAAUUAAUGGACCAAUUAAUCAUGUUUAAUUGAAUAUAAUUAUAUAUCAGAACAAUUUUUAAUUUUUAUUGAAAGUUUAUUUUUUCAUGUGUCAUUGUUUUUCAUUAAACCUUUAAAGAUGA